AUGUCUUUUUUCAACAACAUUAAAAAAGUGCUCCACUUCGGCGGCAACGAUGCAAAAAAGAAAAAAGUGUUCAGCAACGUUCGCAUGGAAUGCGAUCCCGAGGAGUUCUGGGACCUGAUAGGCGAAUUGGGCGACGGGGCCUACGGAAAAGUGUACAAGGCCCAGCACAAGAACACCGGCCAGUUGGCUGCGGCCAAAAUGUGCAGGCUAGACGGCGAAGAUGACCUCUCCGAUUUCAUGAUCGAGAUCGAUAUACUAUCGGAGAUCAAGCACUCCAAUAUAGUGCAAUUGCACGAGGCCUUCCAAAAGGAGCAACAACUGUGGUUGUUGAUAGAGUACUGUGAUGGUGGAGCCGUGGACAGUAUAAUGACUGAAUUAGAAAAACCUCUUAACGAAUAUCAAAUUGCUUAUGUGUGCCAAAAUAUGUGUAAAGGACUGCAUUUUCUUCAUAAGUCGCACGUUAUCCAUAGAGAUCUUAAGGCUGGUAAUGUUUUGCUCACGAUGGCUGGCGGUGUUAAACUAGCCGAUUUCGGCGUUUCCGCGAAGAACAAAAGCACCCUCCAGAAGCACGACACGUUCAUCGGCACGCCGUACUGGAUGGCGCCCGAAGUGGUGUUGUGCGAGACCUUCCGCGACAAUCCCUACGAUUACAAAGUCGACAUCUGGUCGAUGGGCGUCACGCUGAUCGAAUUCGCCCAAAUGGAGCCGCCCAAUCACGAAAUGUCCCCCAUGAGGGUGCUGCUCAAAAUCCAAAAGUCCGAUCCGCCCAAAUUGGAGCAGCCCUCCAAAUGGUCCAAGGAGUUCAACGAUUUUCUGACCAUAGCGCUCAUUAAGGAUCCUCAAAAAAGGCCCAACUGUGAUGAGCUGUUGAAACAUCCAUUUAUUAACUGUACAUUAGAUUCGAAACCCAUCCGAGAUCUUUUGCUUGAAUACAAAGCAGAAGUCGUGGAAGAGGAACUUACGGAUGAUGAUCCAGAGCGCGGUAAGAAGCAUCGUAAACACAAAGAACUGUAUCAGAGGAUCGGCGGCUCUCCGGGUCCCCCUUUACCUGAUUCUAACGCUGAGGACCACCGAGCAUCACAAGUUCCACUGGACAUCGAAGAUGAUUCGACAUCUUUAAAAAGCAACGAUGUUGAUAGUAAAGUGCCGGAACCUGUUCCUGUACCCACGUUACCUGCGCCUGUUGAAGCAUCUGAUAUAAAGAAGGAUAAAGACAAAACUCUUAAUGCAGAAGAGGAGCGAACGCAACCGGUGCCAGCGGCUCCUGUCGUAUUACCACCGCAAAAUGAUAAAAAACAAGUGGACAAAAAAGAAGAAGGUCCAAGGAAAAUAUCCCGCGACAAAGGCAAAGCUCCACCGCCGCCGCAUACGCUGCAAACCCAACGCUCGACCGGUUCGACUUCCUCCGACAAGGCCACAACGCCCACGGAGAAAUCCCCGCCGGCGCCUCUGCCGCCCUUCGUCCUACCGACGCUUCCGACGCCGCCCUCCUCGCCCAUCACGCCGCCCGAUACGCCGCCCGACGCCAGUCCGCCGCGCGUCCAAGUUCCCCAACCCGUCCAAAAGAUCGACGACGAUCGAAUUCGAGACGUCGCGCUCGCCGAACCGUCGACGCCGUCGACUUCUACCAAGCGAAAGGAGGACGAGAUGGACGCUUGCGUUAGCGUGUCGGACAUCAAACGGGCGCUGGAGAACCAAUUCGCCAAGAAACUGGCGCAGGAGAAGCCGUCCGCUUCGGUUAAAGCCGGCGACUUUAUAACCGUGACGAGUUCCACGGCGACCACUCCCGAUGAUAGUUUGAAUCUCGUCGUCGUGUCCGCCGCGCCAUCGGAGAGGACCAAAAACACGUCGACCAUUACUAUUAAUUCCAAUUUGCCGGAUACGUCGAAUAGUUUGGCUUCCAAUAUAAGUCAGGUGACCGUAGUGACAACGCACCCUCCGGUCAUAAUCGACAAUUCCCUUCCGCCUCGAGCGUCCUCGUCGUCGCCGAGCAACAGCGGCAGCGUGGUGAUCGUGGCGAACGAGACCAACAAGACGCGCAUCGAAGAUUCCGACGACGAAUUCUGCCCGUCGCUGGACUCCCUCGAAUAUCCGCCUCCGUCGGAGUUCCGCGACAAGCCUUCGAAGGCGAAGAAACUCGACGAGAGCGAAGUGAUGAUAACGGAAUCGAGUUACGUGAUCGACGAUUCGGGCUUGGACAAUUCCGAGGAGAACUCGCGAUUGUUGGACACCAGCCACGUGUCGGUGGUGAGGAUCGACGAGGAAAAGGUCCAAGUCAAGGAUUCCACGUCGUAUUUGAGCGACAAAUCGACGGAUUACCGGGGCUCCACCAGCGAUCUGUCGAACACGUCGUCCGGCAAGACGGGCAGCACGAAGAGCGACUACGGCGACGAGUUCCGCGGCACCCACAUCGUCUUGGACGGUUCCAACGUGGAAACGCACGAGAUGAAGCCGAAGAUGAACGGGCAGGUGGCGCACGCCCACAGCCGCGAGGACAUUUACAAGAAGCCUUUGAACGGCAAGCCCUACGCCGAAAGCUUCGAGUCCGCUAUGUCAGACAGAUCCCACAGCGACUGCGGCUCCGUGAGGAGCAACGAUUCGCAUAGAAGACCUAUAUCCGGAGCUAGUAAGAGCAUCGAGCAAUCCGACAUCGAGAGUAUUUCCCUAGCUAGUCAAGAGAGUAGAGGAAGCGUCGAAAAAGACGAUAAGAGAUCGACGAACGAUGCAGACGAAAACGGAGACAAUACGGUGGUACUACGUAAACAUCCGAAAUCCAAAAUCGAACUGCUGGCGAACGCGAGUCGCAAGACCAGAAAACGCACCAGGAAGUUCGUAAUCGACGGCGUUUUGAUAACCACCACUACCAGCAAAGUGAUUUGCGGCGACGAGGAUAACUACAACCUGAGCGACGCGCAUACGGACAGAAAGCAGGAGUUGCGAGAGCUCAAGUACCUGCAGAAGCAGGAGCAGAAGCAAUUCCAAGAUUUGGCCACCAAGGAGCAAGUGGCCAUCGAACAGCAGGACAGGAAGUUCGAGCAGGAACGCCAGAACUUGGAGAGAACGUACGAGAACGAUCUGGAGAUGUUGAGCAGACAACAGAGGCUCCAAAUCGACCGGGCCGAGGCCCAUCAGGACGCCGAUUUGCGCGCCACGUCCAAGAAGAUCCGCGCCGAACAGGAGCGGGACCUGAAGCAAUUCCGCGAGAGCCUCAAGUCCGAGAUGCGGCUGCUCAAAUACGAGGUGGACAUGUUGCCGAAGGAGAGGCGCAAGCACGAGUUCAAAAUUAGAAAAGACAAAAUGGACGCCGAGCAUUUGGAGCGCGAAAAAUCGUUCUUGGAGAAGCUGAACGAGAAUCACGAGACGUCGUUGAGGCGAUUGAGCGAUUCGCACAGGGAGAAAAUCGCUCUGAUGGAACGGCAAUUCCUACAGCAGAAACACCAAUUGACCCGAACCAGAGAGGCGGCCCUGUGGGAGUUGGAGGAAAAACACAUUCACGAGAAACAUCAGCUGAUUAAAAGACAAAUCAAGGAGAUAUUCAUUUUGCAGAGGCAUCAAAUGUUAACGAGACACGAAAAGGAAAAGGAACAAAUCAAACGGAGGGCCGCGAGAAAAGAGGAAGAAUUACUAAAGAAGCAACAAAUCGAAAAGAGAUCGUUGCCGAAACGAAUCAGAGCGGAAAUGAAAGCCAGAGAAUUAAUGUUCAGGGAAUCCAUGAGGAUAUCCAUAACGGGCGCCGGUGAUCCCGAAUUGGAAAAGAACAAAUUUAAAGAGUUUCAAGAAAAAGAGAAAAAGCGUUACCAAGCCGAGCAGCAGCGCUUCGAUUUGAAGCACCAGCGUCAGCUGGAGGAGCUCCGCGCCAUGAGCGACGCCACCAUCAAGGAAUUGGAGCAACUGCAAAACGAAAAGAGAAAGAUGCUCUUGGAGCACGAGCAACUCAAGAUAAAGCAGAGAGAGGAGGCUUUCAGCAUCGAAUUGAAGGAAUGGAAGGGCAAACUGAAGCCGAGGAAACAGAAAAUCGAGGAGCAGCUAUUUAAUGAGAUUCGAUCGGCUAAAUUUUUGAGUCACCUUCCUAAAAUAUCGUUCCCAGAGCCGGGCUCUUCUUCGACCGAUGGCAACGUCGCCGCUCUCGAGCCGGGCGACGUUGCCGGUACCGCCUCGUCGGUGCCGUCGAGCCCGUACGUGGCCGAGAACCGUCGUCCUAGUUGGGGCCAUCAGAGGACUUGGAGCACCGGGAUUAUCACCGAGAAAAAUUUCACUCCUCCCGGCUUCGGCUCGUCCAAGGACGAUUCCAACGCUUAG
This is a messenger RNA of Phyllotreta striolata, 4299 nucleotides long. Lineage: Eukaryota; Metazoa; Arthropoda; Insecta; Coleoptera; Chrysomelidae. The record is from the annotation of a GenBank genome assembly.